Molecule: messenger RNA, 1609 nt
Organism: Setaria italica (foxtail millet)
Lineage: Eukaryota; Viridiplantae; Streptophyta; Magnoliopsida; Poales; Poaceae
Product: GDP-mannose 3,5-epimerase 1
Exons: 7
Coding region: 158-1300 (380 amino acids)
Molecular function (GO): NAD binding; GDP-mannose 3,5-epimerase activity
Source: RefSeq, a predicted model, not a curated record
UCAAGAGAGGGGCCUGCCUUCUCUUUUCUUCUCCCGUUCAUCCCCCCGCGUGCGCGCGCUCUCGCGGCGACGACUGGGCGACCUCAGCCGCCGCCCUGAACCAGGUGCCCAGGUCCUCGUCAGGAACUUCGCCGGCGACGAGCACCCGCCCACCAGAAUGGGGAGCAGCGAGAAGACCGUCAGCACUUAUGGUGAGUACACCUAUGCUGAGCUGGAGAGGGAGCCCUACUGGCCCAGUGAGAAGUUGAGGAUUUCCAUUACUGGGGCUGGUGGUUUCAUUGGAUCCCACAUUGCUCGCCGUCUGAAAAGCGAGGGCCAUUACAUCAUCGCCUCUGACUGGAAGAAGAAUGAGCACAUGACUGAGGAUAUGUUCUGCCAUGAGUUCCACCUUGUUGACCUCAGGGUCAUGGACAACUGUCUGAAGGUUACCCAAGGCGUCGACCAUGUAUUCAAUCUUGCUGCUGAUAUGGGUGGCAUGGGGUUCAUCCAGUCAAACCACUCUGUCAUCAUGUACAACAACACCAUGAUCAGUUUCAACAUGCUUGAGGCUGCACGCAUCAAUGGUGUGAAGAGGUUCUUCUAUGCCUCGAGUGCGUGCAUUUACCCAGAAUUCAAGCAGCUUGAGACAAAUGUGAGCCUGAAGGAAUCUGAUGCCUGGCCUGCUGAGCCUCAAGAUGCCUAUGGCUUGGAGAAGCUUGCAACUGAGGAGCUCUGCAAGCACUACACCAAGGACUUUGGCAUCGAGUGCCGUGUUGGCCGUUUCCACAACAUCUAUGGCCCCUUCGGAACAUGGAAAGGUGGCCGUGAGAAGGCACCGGCUGCCUUCUGCAGAAAGGCUCAGACAUCUACCGAGAGGUUUGAGAUGUGGGGCGAUGGCCUCCAGACACGGUCCUUCACCUUCAUUGACGAGUGCGUUGAGGGUGUCCUGAGGCUGACCAAGUCAGACUUCCGUGAGCCGGUGAACAUCGGGAGCGAUGAGAUGGUGAGCAUGAACGAGAUGGCCGAGAUUGUCCUGAGCUUUGAGGAUAGGAAGCUGCCCAUCCACCACAUCCCUGGUCCCGAGGGGGUCCGUGGGCGCAACUCUGACAACACCCUUAUCAAGGAGAAGCUAGGCUGGGCCCCGACAAUGAAGCUCAAGGAUGGGCUGAGGUUCACCUACUUCUGGAUCAAGGAGCAGAUCGAGAAGGAGAAGACGCAGGGUGUUGACAUCGCGGCGUACGGGUCCUCCAAGGUGGUGUCGACGCAGGCGCCCGUGCAGCUGGGCUCCCUCCGCGCCGCCGACGGCAAGGAGGGCCUCUGAGGCCAUGGACUGUGACUGAUGGCUUUGCUUGGUUCAGCACUGCAUACACACGGAAUUGUUGGAAGAUAGAGUUUUGGCAGCAACCAUACCGUUUUGCCCCUUCUGAGAUUGGAGACGAUCUUGUUCUAGCAUUCAGCGCCCCAUUAUAAAUUUUGGUGCCAUCUUGUUAAUUGCAUGUAUGUGUUCACUUUCAGUCUUUCACCGUUGUACUCCUUUCAUCCUCUGGACAAUGAUGGACAACAAAAUUCAAUCCCCUGUGCUUUACACUUUACUGUGCAUGUUGUACAAUAAAAAUCCUGUUCUUUUCCA